Molecule: messenger RNA, 633 nt
Organism: Cladocopium goreaui
Lineage: Eukaryota; Dinophyceae; Suessiales; Symbiodiniaceae
Source: the annotation of a GenBank genome assembly
GUUGUCCAAGGCACUGCAAGAGGAUUCUAAAGCUCGAGUCAAGGUUUUGGGGUCCCUGCUACAUACGGCAGACAUCUCCAAUCCUAUGAAGCCCUGGGACAUCUGCGCCUACUUAGCAGAUCGAUGUUUGGAAGAGUUCUUUGCCCAAGGCGACCAAGAAAAGGAGCUUGGCAUUCCAGUGCAGAUGUUGAACGACCGUGAGAAGGUCAAUCGCUGUACCUCCCAGGUGGGUUUCAUCGAGUUCGUCAUCACACCCUUGGCCGAACAGAUGGUGAUUAUUUUCCCAACAUUGAGUUUUCUGACUCGAAAUUUGAGUCUCAAUGUGGAGUUAUGGGCGGAGCUUUGGAAAAACUCGUUCGAUCCUCCAACGGAGGACUAUGAGAAGCUCAUGGCCCGAGUGAACAAGGUUGUCAGUCGCUGCCGCGCGGCGGGGCCAUGGGAGGAGGAGGCCCCCAUGCGACAGUCUUCGGCACAAAGUCUCUUGUCUGGAUCGGAAUCCGUCGUCACCGAGCAUUGAACAAGCGGAGACGUUGAAUCCCCGUUGAAUCCCCGAACGCCAAAGGCGCGGUGAAGAAAGAGGACCUCAAAAAACCCAGCUGGCAAUAAGAAAUACCAAGUGUUGAUGGACCAACC